This is a messenger RNA of Thyridium curvatum, 1710 nucleotides long. RefSeq lists its product as uncharacterized. Lineage: Eukaryota; Fungi; Ascomycota; Sordariomycetes; Thyridiales; Thyridiaceae. The transcript has 2 exons. The record is from RefSeq and is a predicted model, not a curated record. Bases 1 to 1710 code for a protein of 569 amino acids.
AUGACGCGGACGGUCAAACUCUGGACGCCUUCACUCGAGCGAGAGUUCCAUAGUGCUGUCCAGGAGCUGCACGGGGUGACGCAAAUUCCCUCGAGACCGGAAGGAUACGCUCAUGCGCCUAGUCCGACAACACCAGCAGGGUCUCAUGUUCUGUCGUUGCAGGAUGAGAGCCAGCUGGCGGACGACCUGGCGUUCCUGUGCCAUUGCCAGGACGGCGUGCAGUACGUGUCAGCGGUGACGGUGCAGGAGCAUGAUGCAGGCCUUGUAAUCGUUAUUGCAAGCAACGAGACGCCCUCGGAUGAGGUCGUUGAUGGGUUGAAGAAGAUCCUGGACAUUGUAGUUGAAUAUGGGAGCAGAUGGACAGAACGCGAUCGCGAGAACUUUUGUCAGAGAUUGUUCGAUGAGGUCCUUCGUCUCAACCAGGCUAGGAUCCUCGGCCGUAUUCGGCCUCCAAGCUGGCAACCGCCACCGCAUAUCGCCAACAGGGCCAAGCAGAAGCCUUCUUUAUAUUCUGACGUGCGCCACGCCAUGAAAAUCCUCAGAACAAGCGCGAGCUCCUUGCAAGGCAUGGAAGAGAUAUCUUCAAGACUUGAAGAGCUGAGAGAUUGCUUGCGUCAUUUCAAUCACUCUUGGCAUCCGGACAGCCCAUAUAACGGCAUUGACCGUAUCGUCCAAGCAUGUGUGGCGCUGGCAAAUCUGGGCGAUCGACGCUCUCUGGAGAAACACCUCGAGUCUCUCGGCGUCGCGGCCAACACUACGGAGAGCGCCGUCGCUCGGCAGAUCGAUAAGCUGGCGCGAUAUUCUCUGCUCUGCAGGAGCCUUUUGCGCAUGGCGAGGCAGCAAGAGUACAACAGCCUGUUCAGAGCCGUCUCGGUGGUCGCCCUGCCAGCUUUUCCAGCCAUAGCCCGACGAACAACGGGCCAGAUUGCGAGCCACGAGUGCCACGUCCACGCAGAGGUGCAGCAGGUCCUCCACUACGAGCAGAACCCGUACGCUCCGCGGCCAAGGGCCAUCGGGUGCAGCAAGUCUGCGUGCUACCUGUGCGAUAUGUUUAUCGCCCAGCAGGGAGAUUACAUCAUCACGCAUGCCCAUAGGCGGCUGUACAACAAGUGGACGCUGCCGGACGCGACGUGGAUGGAUCGUGCCCAGGUGCAGCGUUAUCGGGGCGUUCUCAGAGCCAUGGUUCGUCUUUUGCAAGGGCAGAUCCAGAUGUGCCGUCGGCCAGGACAGGUUCCCGGUCCGUACCCUAAUGAGAGCGUGGCCGUCCUGCGGACUUUUCUCAGCGACUCAACACUAAGUCGCGGAAGCAGUGUUGGGAAAGAGAGUGUCGUCCGGAGCUCCUUUGGGGAAGCUCGCUCGUCCUCCAAUGGCUCCUAUUCAACACUCUCGACGAUUGUUGAGUUGCAGGAGUUACCCCUGGAACAAGAGCUUAACUUCGGCCAAGGGCCAGUCGAGGUCGAGGUGGGCAGAUCGGUCUUCUCCUUUGAGUCCCUCAAUAAGCAGUCAGCUGUUUUGUUGGUCGCACGCUUGGCUGCACCGGCCGGAGGUUUGGCGCGCUCUGUUGAUGUUGACGACAUACCCACAGAUGAUGAGAUGAGGGUCGCAUGCUCCGGGAGUUCGUCUGAAGUCAAUUUCGACGUGCGGGUCGACGAGGGGCUUUUCGUCCAUGUCACAGUUCGGUGGGUCGAGGCAGAAGGUUCUGUGGAAUGA